UCCUAUGCCAAAAAUGCCCUUGUCAAAUCCAUAAAAGACCACUCAUGCCCUCCUCCCUCCCCCCUUUUUCUGUCCUCCCUCCCCAGUCCUAGUUGAUUUUGAAACCAUCACUGAGGAAAACACACACUUUAGCGUGUACGGAGCACCCAUGGAUGUAGGCGCGCAUAAUAAUCCUCGUACGGUGGAAGAGGUUUUCAGGGAUUUCAAGGGCAGACGGAAUGCCUUGAUCAAAGCUCUCACCACUGACGUUGAAGAAUUUUUCCAGCAGUGUGAUCCUGAGAAAGAAAAUCUUUGUCUUUAUGGAUUUCCUAAUGAGCAGUGGGAAGUCAAUUUGCCUGCUGAAGAGGUGCCUCCUGAGCUUCCUGAACCUGCUUUAGGCAUAAACUUUGCCAGAGAUGGAAUGCAAGAAAAGGACUGGUUGGCUCUUGUUGCUGUCCACAGUGAUGCAUGGCUACUUUCUGUUGCUUUCUAUUUUGGUGCCAGAUUUGGUUUCGAUAAAGCUGACAGGAAACGUCUGUUCAAUAUGAUAAAUGAUCUUCCAACUAUCUUUGAAGUUGUCACAGGAGCAGCAAAGAAACAAGUAAAGGAUAAAUCAUCUAUCUCGAAUAACCACAGCAGCGGUAGCAAAUCCAAGCCAAACUCAAAAUCGAGCAAAUCAUCCAAGACCCAAGCAAAGGACGAGGAGGAGGAGGAGGAGGGACUGGACGAAGAAGAGGAAGAUGAGCAUGGGGAAACCUUGUGUGGAGCAUGUGGUGAAAAUUACGCGUCAGACGAGUUCUGGAUUUGCUGCGACAUAUGUGAGAGAUGGUUCCAUGGCAAGUGCGUUAAGAUCACACCAGCAAGGGCCGAGCACAUCAAGCAGUAUAAAUGCCCGACAUGUAGUAACAAGAGAGCACGCCCUUAAAGCUGCCCGGUUUGCAUUUUGUCUAAUUGUAGUGGUAAUCCUUCUUGUGUUAGGAAAGCAAUGUGUAUUCGAGUAAAUCAACAAUGAUUGGCAGUCUUGUUUAUCUGGAUAGUUAGGCAGUCUGGGUGGGAGGCCCUCUUCUUUAGAUCUAAUUGUCCAUUGUAGAGAUUUGGCGUUGUAAGGGAAUCUGCGUCGUUUCCGUUGUUGACAUUUGUUUAUCCAGACCCAGACAAACCCUCUCAGUUACCAAUUACUUUCAAAGUCCCCCUUUCUUUUCAUUUUCAAACUUAAAUGUAUACAUUUUACUUUGUUUUGACCUUU
Sesamum indicum (sesame) is the source of this 1225-nucleotide messenger RNA. Its product is annotated as PHD finger protein ALFIN-LIKE 3. Gene Ontology annotation, molecular function: transcription coregulator activity; histone binding; transcription cis-regulatory region binding. Lineage: Eukaryota; Viridiplantae; Streptophyta; Magnoliopsida; Lamiales; Pedaliaceae. The record is from RefSeq and is a predicted model, not a curated record. Gene Ontology annotation, biological process: regulation of DNA-templated transcription. Gene Ontology annotation, cellular component: nucleus.